AUGGGGGAUAUGGGCCGGCAGGACAAGCUGUGCCGCGCCCUGGCAGGCUCGGCCGUGCGCCUCCAUGACGCGUUGAACCGCGCAGCUGGAACCGCUCUGCCCGAGGGGAUCGCUUUCCACCUCGCUCGGAGCCAGGAGUCCUUCCGCACCAAGGUCGCGCAGCUCCAGGGCAGCAUCACGGACGCCCUCGCCGCCGCCUGCCAGCACGCCUGCCAGGGCACGAGCGCAGCUGCGCAAAACGAAGGCAUCCGCGACGCUCUUGCCGCCGAUCCCGAGGACGCGUACGCCGAGUUCAUCGAGCCAGCGAUCGACCACUGUCUGGACAGGACGGAGGCGGCGCUCCAGGACAGCAAGGCGCGCGGCGCGGCGGCGUCAGCGGCGGCAGGCGCGCGGCACAUGGGUACCAGCGCGUGGGGGCUUGGCGCGCCGCUGGCGCGCAGCGACGCGGGGCCUGCCGUGGACAUGAGGAACGUCCUGACGGUGAAGGGCGUGAAGCCGCAGCUGUACUUUCACGACAAGGUGGACAACGCCAGCCGGGCGUGGGUGCCCCGCACGUGGCGCGACCUGGCCACCGGCACCGUUCACGCCGCGCCGCCCGACGGCGACAGCGGGGCCGUGCCCGCCGAGUACCAAGACGCGAUCGACGCGCUCGACUAUCCCGGCCACCUGCUCCGCUGCGCGGAGCCCCAGCCGCCGCAGCCCGAGGUGACGACACCCCUGGCGUUCGUGGACACCGAGGAGCAGCUCGCCGAGUGCGCCGCGCACCUCGCAGCCCAGCCGGAGAUUGCGGUGGAUCUGGAACACCACGACCUCAGGUCAUUCCAGGGCUUCACGUGCCUGAUCCAGGUCUCGAGCCGGACGCGCGACUUCGUGAUCGACGCGCUCGUCCUGCGGCACGCCAUCCCCUCGGCGCUCGGGCCCGUUUUCGAGGACCCCAAAAUCGUCAAGGUGCUGCAUGGCGCCGACAUGGACGUCAAGUGGCUGCAGCGGGACUUCGGGAUCUGGAUCGUGACGCUCUUCGAUACAGGCAUCGCGGCGCGCGUGCUCCAGCAGCGCCCGGGCCUCGCCGCCGUCAUGCAGGACGUGUGCGGGGUGCAACUGAACAAGGCAUAUCAAAGGGCCGAUUGGCGGCUCCGGCCGAUUCCUGAAGUCAUGCUGGACUACGCAAGGAGCGACACGCACAGCCUGCUGUACGUCUACGACGUCCUGCGCCGGCGCCUGCUCGACACGCAGCCCUCGGAGGUCCCGGAAGCGCUGCGCGUCGAGGAGUGGCCAGGGGGUGUCAAGUGCGCCGGUGCGGCGGGGCCGCCUCGGGGCCGGCACGACGCACCGGGCAUGCUCGGCGCGUUCGCGACGGUGCUCGAGCGGUCGCGGCAGCUGUCGUUGCGGAUGUACAAAGCACCGAUGUUUGGGCCUGGUGCAUGGCGGCAGGAGUACCGCCGUGGCCUCGCGCAGGGGGAGGGCGCGCUGGACGGCGGGCAGCGUACGACGUUCCGGAUGCUGUACGAGUGGCGGGAUACGGUCGCGAGGAGCGAGGACGAGAGCUUGGGCUUCAUCAUGCCUCGCGCCGCUCUCUUUGUGCUGGCGCGAAGGCAGCCGACGACGGGGGACGCCGUGCAAGGAGCGCUGAGGCAAGGCCGGAGCUACGCUGCAAGGAACGCGACUGCCGUCGCGCAGGUGGUGCGCGAGUCCAUGUCAGAGCCGCCGGACGACUGGCCCCCGAGCGGCGCCCCGUCCGACGGCCGCAACUCGCCCCCUCCCGACGGCCAAGGCAAGCCCGGCUGGACCGUCUCCGGCGGACCCCUGCCCGCGACCGACGCCCCAGCGAAGGACGCGGCACCACCGGGCAUCGGCGCUGCCGUCGCCAUGGCAGCGGGCAAAGCGGCGCAAGCUGCGGCGGCCGCGGCCGCUGCGAUGGUCACCUCUGCAGCCGGUGCAGCCGCUGCGCGUACCGGCGGGGAAGGUGCGGGGGGGUCGGAGCCGGAGCUGAACCAAGGAGCAGCACCGCCCCCUGUGCCGACGUUCGCUCCGCCGCCGAGCGAGAAGGCCGCGGGGGGCGUCGCCGUGAAAGUCGGCGGGGUGAAGAUCGCGCGCAAGGCGCCGUCCGCGGCAGCGGCGUUCGGAAAAUCGGCGAAGACGACAAGCGCUGUCGCGGGCACCCAGCGGCCCGUGAUGACGCUGCCGUUCAGUCUGACGGGAUCCUCCAAGCCGGCGCCCUCCGCAUCAGCGACGCCUGGCGCGCCGACGGCGGCGGGCGACCCGCCCGCCGACGACGCGGCGAAGAGUGCUCCGGAGGCCGCAGCGGACGUGCGCGCGUGGAUGCAGGCCGUCAGGGCGGAGCGAGCCGACGGCGCGAGCGGCGACGACAGUGCCGCCGAGGACGGACACGCUGCGCCUGACGCAGCCGGCCAGGGCGGCGGCGACGCGGAAGGAAACGCGGACGGUGUUGUGGCGGCACAAAAGGCAGGGACGGCGGGGCUGGCUGGAACAGAGUACCUUCCCGUGCCGCUGGCGAAGCAGGGGCGCCGGAGAGGCGGGGAGCCCGUGCGUGUCGACGACGCGGUGGAGCGCGCGGUGGGUCUGGGGCGCGAGGAGAGUGCGACGCGCGCUGCCAAGCGUGCGAAAAUCACGCCGUUCGACUACGCGGCGGCGGAGGCCGAGGGCGGAGCGGAGGGAGGGCGCGGGCGCGGGCGCGGGCGCGGGCGCGGGGGCGGGGGCGCGGGGGCCGGGCGUGGCCGGGGUCGCGGGAGGGAAGGGGGGGGGAAGCGGGCGGCGUUCAACCCGUACAAGUCGCUGGGGGAGGAGCUGGACAAGGCGAAUCGGAAGGCCGGGAAGAGGUCUGGUGGGGCGAAGAAGCUGGGCAGUCAUAGGAGCAUGGGUUUCGGGUGA
Pedinophyceae sp. YPF-701 is the source of this 2889-nucleotide messenger RNA. The record is from the annotation of a GenBank genome assembly. Lineage: Eukaryota; Viridiplantae; Chlorophyta; Pedinophyceae.